Debaryomyces tyrocola is the source of this 159-nucleotide messenger RNA. NCBI's taxonomy places the organism in Eukaryota, Fungi, Ascomycota, Pichiomycetes, Serinales, Debaryomycetaceae. The record is from the annotation of a GenBank genome assembly.
AUGGGUGGAAGUAUACAUUUCUCCUUGUUUAAAGCUAUUGACUAUAUGAAUACAAUGAGGUUUGAUGAAUGCAAAAAAUCCGCUUUCACUUUUUGCUUGAUUCCACAGACGAUGCGUAAUGUAAGCCAUCCGGAAGACAUUAUAUUAGCCAAGCAAUAG